Molecule: messenger RNA, 1666 nt
Organism: Nylanderia fulva
Lineage: Eukaryota; Metazoa; Arthropoda; Insecta; Hymenoptera; Formicidae
Product: mevalonate kinase-like
Biological process (GO): isopentenyl diphosphate biosynthetic process, mevalonate pathway; isoprenoid biosynthetic process; cholesterol biosynthetic process
Cellular component (GO): cytoplasm; cytosol
Molecular function (GO): mevalonate kinase activity; ATP binding
Source: RefSeq, a predicted model, not a curated record
UUAUAACGAAAUCAGUCAUAGCUGACACACGAAAGUGUACUGAUAAUAUAGAGACUGGUUUGGAUGCGAUAACAAACGUUUUAAGUUUUUACUAUUAUAUAUGACCUUAUUUUUCUUGUCUACUUUAAUAUAAAAAUUUAGCAAUUAAAAAAGUAUAAAGUUCGACUUUUGAGGAAUACUUUGAUAGAAAAAGUCGGGACAAUAAUCAAUUGAUUAGUGAAAACAAGAGAGUGUAACGAAAAUCUGAUGGAAUAUAACGCAAAGAAACGACAAAUAUAAUUUCUAGAGCUUCCUCACAUUACGAGAAUUUAUUUCUCACGGUUCUGAUAAAUAUUUAGAAAGCCUGUGCAAAUUUGAUUAUCCGCCGGUUUCUGUUCAUCGUUAUAUCAGUUCUGCAAAAAAGAAAUAUUUUAAUUGAUAAAAGAAUGGCCAAAUUCAAAAUUUCCGCACCUGGUAGAAUUGUCUUAUCCGGAGAACACAUAGCAAUAUAUGGAAAACAGUUUCUUGCGACCAGCUUAAAUCUUCGUACCACUCUCGAAUUCUGCGAGCUACUUAAUGUACCAAAAAGCAAUAUUAGAAUAGAGUUCCCAAAUAUUAAUAUAGAACAGGAUAUAUCUAUGGAAGAAGUUGAACUCUUCUGCUCUCGUCCUGAUAAUGCAGACAUUAUUUCAAAUCCAAAUGACAUGUUUGAAUACGUGCAAUACAUGAUCACUGUUAGAAAGUGUAUGUGGACGACAAACCAGCAGAGAUUUAGCUUACACGUAUUCCUUUUCUUACUUUAUUCAAUCUAUUAUCAUGAACACCUCGAGAUAAAACCUUUUCGCGUACGCUUGUUCACCGAAAUACCCAACACAGUUGGUUUUGGCAGUUCGACAUCGUUCACGGUAUGUGUCGCAGCGUGCUUUCUUCAUUGGCAGCGUUUACAAAGUGGCUGUAAUCAUAUUGAAUUUAACAAUGCUGAAUUAGAGUCGAUUAUAAAAUACACUGUAUCCUGCGAAAAAAGUAUGCAAAAGUUUACAUUUCCGGACGUCGAUGCCCACGUUUGCACAUACGGCAAAAUAGUAAAAUGUCAACGUAUCGAUUACAAAAUAUAUAAUAUAGAGCCCAUGGAAAUGGAAGAAAUGGAUAUUCUACUGACCGACUCCGAUGUUAACCUAGAUAAGUAUACACAAGCGGAACAAAUAGCAAUGCUGAACGUUCAAACUCCUGCCAAUUUUAAUUCUAUAUUAAAUAAAUUAGAAUUCCUGACAAUAAAUAUGUAUAGCAGUCUUAAAUCAUUAAGUGAUGCCAUCACUUCGACCAGUUUACAUUUAGAGAGUGAAAGUUCUCUUCCCCCGAAUGUGAAUUAUUGGUUUAAGAAGGUCACGUCACACAUUAAGGAUAAUCAACAAUUGUUGAAGAAAUAUAAUUUGUCUGCUCAGAAAUUUGAUGAUAUUUGUCAGAUUGCAGAAAAAUAUGAACUAGCAGGAAAAUUUACAGGUUUUAAUAGUAGAUAUGUAUACACUCUACCACCACCAAACUGUGCUAGCAAUAAUGUGGUCAUCAACUUUCAGCAGAAUUUACUAAGAGAAAAUUUCAAAUUGCCAAAGGAAACCAGCAUCAAUUGUGAAGGAGUGAAAAUUGAAAAUUAAUUAUAUCAAAAUUAUCACGAUUAUAACUGACUUAA